CUUUUCUGGAGCCACUUGUGAUAAUGCUCACACCAACUGCGCUCUCCAUACGAGUAUGCGUAUUUGCGACAUUGUGCGUGUGCUGUCGCAAAGGCGCAUCAUAUGCAUCCGGCGGGUUGAGUAAUAAAAAUUACUAUCCGCUGAAUAACAACCGUACACCACAGUUUGGAAUAUCAUUGAGGUCAUCAGGGCAGGAAGAGUGCCGCUAUAAAAACGAGCAUGUGGGCGGCAAGCAAUGACGAAAUCAGCGAACCAUUACCAGUAGUAGCUAAACGUGGGCCUGCUGGACAGGCAAAUCCAAAAUAAAACAAGACGGCAAUCCAGAGUAUCAACCACAUGAUUUCGGGGACAUCCACUUGCAGCUUUUGCAAAUGCCGCCUACAUAUUUGGUAUGUGCACUAUUUUAUGCAUGGGUAAAAAUAAUGAAGGCAAGCAGACACGGAAGAUAACCAAAAAC
Molecule: messenger RNA, 457 nt
Organism: Kickxella alabastrina
Lineage: Eukaryota; Fungi; Kickxellomycota; Kickxellomycetes; Kickxellales; Kickxellaceae
Exons: 1
Coding region: 24-239 (71 amino acids)
Source: RefSeq, a predicted model, not a curated record